GUGCGCAUUUUUCACAAUAUAGGGAAAAAUGGAGGGGCGCGUCUGUGCUACGCAACUCGCAGAGUCAGAUGAUAACACUUUGAGUAGUACCCCUUUCGCGGCCUCUUUAAACGAUGGUGACAAAUUAAUAAACACUAAAAUAAAAAGUGCCCAGACUAAAGGUAACCCGAGUGACCAGGACUUAAUGAAGGGUCUUCUUUCUGAUGACUACUGCCAUGUGUGUGACACUGUGCUCUUAUUUGAGCCUCACAGACAUUAUGAGGGAGAGAAGCACAACCAGAAAGUGAAGAUGUACCUGGAGAGCCAGAGGGCAGUGGGGACCAUGAGCAAAGACUCAGGAGAACUCAAGAAAGAUGUGCCGACACACAUAGACCUCUUCUGUAAGUUAUGCAACAUGAUGUUCUGUUCCCCGGUGGUGGCAAUGUCCCAUUUCAAAGGCAAGGUCCAUGCGCAAAACCUGCGUAGGCAACCCUUCGAACAAUCCAAAGAGUUGAAUCAGCCGGGCCUACCAACUCAUUCUGGCCAGACGCAGGCUUCAUACAACGUGAGGCCCGCAGUCUGCACCGCAGCAAACCCCGGGCAGGAUCUGAAGGACCCCAAUUACUGCGCACUAUGCUCUGCCCCUUUCAACAACCCCAAGAUGGCACUGCAGCACUACAACGGCCGCAAGCACCAAAGGAACAAGGCCAGGGCGAAGGUGAUGCAAGGCCUCGGAGAGGAUGCCCAGCAAGGAAACCCGAGUGACCAGGACUUAAUGAAGGGUCUUCUUUCUGAUGACUACUGCCAUGUGUGUGACACUGUGCUCUUAUUUGAGCCUCACAGACAUUAUGAGGGAGAGAAGCACAACCAGAAAGUGAAGAUGUACCUGGAGAGCCAGAGGGCAGUGGGGACCAUGAGCAAAGACUCAGGAGAACUCAAGAAAGAUGUGCCGACACACAUAGAACACUUCUGUAAGUUAUGCAACAUGAUGUUCUGCUCCCCGGUGGUGGCAAUGUCCCAUUUCAAAGGCAAGGUCCAUGCGCAAAACCUGCGUAGGCAACCCUUCGAACAAUCCAAAGAGUUGAAUCAGCCGGGCCUACCAACUCAUUCUGGCCAGACGCAGGCUUCAUACAACGUGAAGGCCGCAGUCUGCACCGCAGCAAACCCCGGGCAGGAUCUGAAGGACCCCAAUUACUGCGCACUAUGCUCUGCCCCUUUCAACAACCCCAUGAUGGCACUGCAGCACUACAACGGCCGCAAGCACCAAAGGAACAAAGCCAGGGAGAAGUUGAUGCAAGGCCUCGGAGAGGAUGCCCAGCAAGGAAACCCGAGUGACCAGGACUUAAUGAAGGGUCUUCUUUCUGAUGACUACUGCCAUGUGUGUGACACUGUGCUCUUAUUUGAGCCUCACAGACAUUAUGAGGGAGAGAAGCACAACCAGAAAGUGAAGAUGUACCUGGAGAGCCAGAGGGCAGUGGGGACCAUGAGCAAAGACUCAGGAGAACUCAAGAAAGAUGUGCCGACACACAUAGAACACUUCUGUAAGUUAUGCAACAUGAUGUUCUGCUCCCCGGUGGUGGCAAUGUCCCAUUUCAAAGGCAAGGUCCAUGCGCAAAACCUGCGUAGGCAACCCUUCGAACAAUCCAAAGAGUUGAAUCAGCCGGGCCUACCAACUCAUUCUGGCCAGACGCAGGCUUCAUACAACGUGAAGGCCGCAGUCUGCACCGCAGCAAACCCCGGGCAGGAUCUGAAGGACCCCAAUUACUGCGCACUAUGCUCUGCCCCUUUCAACAACCCCAUGAUGGCACUGCAGCACUACAACGGCCGCAAGCACCAAAGGAACAAAGCCAGGGAGAAGUUGAUGCAAGGCCUCGGAGAGGAUGCCCAGCAAGCAAGAGGUUUUAUCUGUCAGGUGUGCAAUGCACGGUUCACCUCGAUGGAAAUGUAUCAGGCCCACAUGAAGGGGAACAAGCACCAGGUCAAGGAGAAGAAGGUGAUUGACCUGUGCAAGUCUCAACCAAAGGACUACAGCUCCUUUGCGGAUGAACUGGCCGACUACAUUCAGGUCCAGAAGGCUCGUGGGAUCAACACCCCGGCAGCCAGUCACCUGACACCCCAGGGAGGCAAACAGAAGGACGGCGACAGCGCCGAAAGGGAUCCAAGGGACAGUGUACAUCACAGAAUAUAUGAACUGAACUGUCCCCCAGUCAUUGAGCCCCCAUCGUCCAAGCCCCUCUUGGGUCCGGGCUACCCGGCUGCUGGCUGGGGUCCUCCUCCAUAUCAGCCCGGUCCCUCCUUCCCUCACCCAGCGCUCUUCCCAAGCACAGGCGCCCGUUACCCCCCGAACCCUAACCGACCGGGGGCACGGAAGAGGCACAGCGAGCAGUCGAGCUUCUCGUCCUGCUCCUCAUCGUCGUCCUCCUCCUCGUCUUCCUCCAGCAGUGACAGUGAGGAGGAGAAGAGGAAGGGGAGGAGACACAGGAGCGGGAGGGAGAAGCGGUUACGAGAACGGGACUCUGAGGAGGAGGUUUGGAGGGCGCAGCGACGGAAGAGGGUGAGGCGCAACCCCUCCCAGGAGAGAAGAGGAGGAGGAGGAGAGGAAGGCGGGAUCCCUCACACAGAGAGCAGCAGAAGGGGACAUCGAGAUCCCGUUCGGAGGCGAAGGCCGGAGAGGAGUCACGAGGAGUCUGUGGAGGCUGAAGGAGCAGAAGAGAAAGCGGUGGCUGUGAAAGACGUGAAGGCCAGGAAUCCUUCAGAAAUGCAGAAGGAACUGGUGGCGACGCACCCAGAGGCUCAGAUUACCCCUGAGCAAGCAGAGACACAAAUGGCCGUGCCCCUUAAACCCAAACCCAGGAAGGAGAAGAAGAAACAACGAGGGAUGGAGGACAAGCGGACGGAGGAAGAGAAGCUGUGGGAUGAGUCUAUGGGCCUGUUUUAGACGCCCAACUCUAACUUUUCAUCAAGCCCUCCCAACAAUAACAAUCGGACAAAUUUCAUGAAAAAGUUAUUAAUUGACUGCCGUCUAAGAAGAUCCAGAAAUCCUUGUGUUGUCCAAGCAUCCUAGUUGGCUGGCUAGUUAUUUCUAUAAUUUGUAUUAAUUAAUGGAAAACCUUUGCUGUUUUUUUAAUACACCUCUUUUCUUGUCACAAUAAAGCUAUUUUUCUUUAUCAUAUUAGUUUAAGUAUAGUUGAUUGCACUGUACUACUCAUCCGUUUACAUUUUCUAAUAUAUUAUUGGUUGUAUGUAAUUAAUAUCAUGUCAAAUAUAAGUAUUUGCAAUUAUUCAGUGUCUUUGGGAAAUCUAAAUUGUAGUUCCUUUAGCAGCCUGUAGUUGGCACUGUUCACCCAUGAUUUAUGCAAAGCAGCAUAACUAACGCUGUCAGAAUAUACUACUUGAAUAAGCAUGUAGAUUGUUAACAAAGACGAAGAUAAAAACGAAAGUUCUGACGAUGGUAGGCUUCACUUACAUUUAGCUCAUGUACGUGUGCACAGUUUGCAGUUCGUUUGGGGUCAGACAGCUGCAAAGGUGACAACUAGGACACAGUACUUAACAUGAACAGAUGCUUCAGGGUUUCUUUUCAGUGCAAUUUAAUUGUACACGUUGAUGUUUUGUGCCAAUUACUUAAUGAAUCCCAAACGGUGAAGAAACGGGUAGGUCUCGGUCUUUGUACUAUCAGUCAAAAUGAUUGAUGGGGACAAAUCACUCAUUCCUUUCUGGCACUGCCUCCUAUGUUUGAUUAGCCUUAGCUUGUCUAAGCAUCACACCAAUUGCAUUGGCAUGCCGCUAGGUAAGAUCUUUGCAUGGUUUUCAGUACUCAACCCGCAUUGCAGGAAUCAAGCUGUUUGGAAUUAAGUCCCUUAUCAAUGGGUUCCAAUAAAGAGCCCAAGCACUUAAA
Messenger RNA from Gadus morhua (Atlantic cod), 3874 nucleotides. It is a transcript of the gene zmat1, whose product is annotated as zinc finger matrin-type 1. NCBI's taxonomy places the organism in Eukaryota, Metazoa, Chordata, Actinopteri, Gadiformes, Gadidae. The transcript is spliced from 15 exons. The record is from RefSeq and is a predicted model, not a curated record. Gene Ontology annotation, molecular function: zinc ion binding; nucleic acid binding. The coding region runs from base 29 to 2917 and encodes 962 amino acids.